This is a messenger RNA of Candidozyma haemuli, 1320 nucleotides long. RefSeq names its product phosphopyruvate hydratase (gene ENO1). Gene Ontology annotation, molecular function: magnesium ion binding; phosphopyruvate hydratase activity. Gene Ontology annotation, biological process: glycolytic process. Lineage: Eukaryota; Fungi; Ascomycota; Pichiomycetes; Serinales; Metschnikowiaceae. Gene Ontology annotation, cellular component: phosphopyruvate hydratase complex. Bases 1 to 1320 code for a protein of 439 amino acids. The transcript has a single exon. The record is from RefSeq and is a predicted model, not a curated record.
AUGGCUGUCACUAAAAUUUUUGCUCGUUCCGUCUACGACUCCAGAGGUAACCCAACCGUCGAGGUUGACUUGACCACCGACAAGGGUCUUUUCAGAGCCAUUGUGCCAUCUGGUGCCUCCACCGGUGUCCACGAGGCCUUGGAAUUGAGAGACGGCGACAAGUCCAAGUGGUUGGGCAAGGGUGUCACCAAGGCUGUUGCCAACGUCAACAACGUCAUUGCCCCAGCUUUCGUCAAGGAGAACUUGGACAUCACCAACCAGGCCAAGGUUGACGAGUUCUUGAACUCCUUGGACGGUACCCCAAACAAGUCUAAGUUGGGUGCCAACGCCAUCUUGGGUGUUUCUUUGGCUGCUGCCAAGGCUGCUGCCGCUGAGAAGGGUGUCUCCUUGUACAAGCACUUGGCUGACCUCGCUGGCUCCAAGCAGGACAAGUUCGUUUUGCCAGUUCCUUUCCAGAACGUCUUGAACGGUGGUUCCCACGCUGGUGGCUCUUUGGCUUUCCAGGAGUUCAUGAUUGUCCCAACUGGUGCCCCAAGCUUCUCUGAGGCUAUGAGAAUUGGUUCUGAGGUUUACCACACCUUGAAGUCCUUGACCAAGAAGAAGUACGGUUUGUCUGCUGGUAACGUCGGUGACGAGGGUGGUGUCGCUCCAAACAUCCAGACCGCCGAGGAGGCCUUGGACCUUAUUGUCGAUGCCAUUGAGAAGGCUGGUUACAAGGGUGAGGUCAGCAUCGCUUUGGAUGUUGCUUCUUCCGAAUUCUACAAGGACGGUAAGUACGACUUGGACUUCAAGAACCCAGAGUCUGACGCUUCCAAGUGGUUGUCCGGUGAGCAAUUGGCUGACUUGUACGUUUCUUUGAUCGAGAAGUACCCAAUUGUCUCCAUUGAGGACCCAUUCGGUGAGGAUGACUGGGAGUCCUGGUCUCUCUUCUUCCCAAGAGUUGCUGACAAGAUCCAGAUUGUUGGUGAUGACUUGACUGUUACCAACCCAUUGAGAAUCAAGACCGCCAUUGAGAAGAAGGCCGCCAACGCUUUGUUGUUGAAGGUCAACCAGAUCGGUUCUUUGACCGAGUCUAUCCAGGCUGCCAAGGACUCUUACUCCGCUGACUGGGGUGUGAUGGUCUCCCACAGAUCUGGUGAGUCUGAGGACACCACUAUUGCUGACUUGGCUGUCGGUUUGAGAUCUGGCCAGAUUAAGACUGGUGCUCCUGCCAGAUCCGAGAGAUUGGCUAAGCUUAACCAGAUCUUGAGAAUCGAGGAGGAGUUGGGUGACAAGGCCAUCUACGCUGGUAAGAACUUCAAGGCUGCCCAGAACUUGUAA